AUGAGUUCAACAAUCAGGGCAUGGGUUGCAGCAGUAAGCGUGGGAGUGGUAGAGGCACUGAAAGAUCAAGGAGUGUGUAGGUGGAAUUACACAAUCAGAGUCAUAAAUCAGCACGCAAAGAACAAUCUACGCUCAUAUUUACAGGCCAAAAAAAUGUCUUCUCAAUCCUCUUCUUCUUCUUUGGUUUCUGCUAACAGUAAAGUAAAGCAAUCUGAAGAGUCUCUGAGGAAAGUCAUGUAUUUGAGCUGUUGGGGUCCAUAUUGA
Solanum verrucosum is the source of this 264-nucleotide messenger RNA. RefSeq lists its product as uncharacterized. Lineage: Eukaryota; Viridiplantae; Streptophyta; Magnoliopsida; Solanales; Solanaceae. The transcript has a single exon. The coding region runs from base 1 to 264 and encodes 87 amino acids. The record is from RefSeq and is a predicted model, not a curated record.